This is a messenger RNA of Penicillium waksmanii, 2991 nucleotides long. RefSeq lists its product as uncharacterized. The transcript has 3 exons. Bases 1 to 2991 code for a protein of 996 amino acids. NCBI's taxonomy places the organism in Eukaryota, Fungi, Ascomycota, Eurotiomycetes, Eurotiales, Aspergillaceae. The record is from RefSeq and is a predicted model, not a curated record.
AUGGCCAAAGCCGACGUGCGAAGGGACUAUUAUGCAGACCUGGGGCUCGCCCCCAGCGCGGAAGGAGAGGAUAUCAAAAAGCAGUUCAGAAAGCUAGCGCUCAAAUACCACCCUGACAAGAAUCCCGGGAAGGAGGCAGAGUUUAAUGCCAAGUUCCAGGCCAUCAAAACCGCCCACGAUCUUCUGAGUGACCCCCAGCAACGCCUCAAGUACGAUACAGAUCGAUUGCGCGCUGGUUACGGCAAGGUAUCCGGGCCUCCAAAGACAAAUACCUCGCGGAGAGCACAGCCACAGCCAACUGCCUUCAGACCUACUCCUCCACGACCCCAAUAUAAUCCGCCACCUUUUACGAAACCGCAACCCACGUCAAAUGGACCGUCCUCAGGCGCCAAGCGGUACGAAGCACAUGCCCGUGCGGGGCCAACGUCAUGGCACAAGCCACGGGAUGAGGGUCAAACAAGAGCAGAUGCGUUUAAAGGGUUCUCAGGAAUGAGGGGCGCCGCCGGCUGGCGAGGAUUUGACCCAAAUACGGGAGGUUCAACCGCCGGAGGAACACCAAGACAGCAGAAUCAACCCUUUGGAAAACCACGACCUCAAUCCGCCUACGAGCGCUUCCAAGAAAGUUACCGAACGCAGAAUCCUUCCUCAACCCCUCAUUCACCCAAGAAGAGGAACGGAUAUGCCCCUGGGGCCUCAGGAGAUGACGAACCCAUGGCCCGAAAUACCUCGGCGUAUACCAGCUCCAGCCGGCCAAGCAGCAUGUAUUUCGAUUCUCCUCCACGAGCGCCCACGGCAAAGAAACCAGUGGUUCCCGAUCUACCACAGUUCCAUCCCGAGUACGAACGUGCCAGUAGCCGCUAUGCGACGGCAGGUGGCGAGAAGACAUUCUUUACAAGCUCCGGGCUUGGACGUUCGUCCACUGUACGCACUCCAUCUGGAGGCUACCGAACCUCCAGUGCACGCACAAAUCCACCCAGUCCGACUCCUAGCCAACACGGACGUCACCGUAGUGUCAGUCCGAAGAGCGGACGCAAUCGGGAAUAUUCAGUCUCAGAAACCUCUAGCGACCUAGACGAUGACGAAGAGGAUAUUCCCGAACCUCAGCCUAAACCGAAGGCCGUACCCAAGAGUCGAAUGCGCCACCGUCAGAAGUUUCCUGAUCUCUACGGCAAUGAUUCGAGCUCCAGCACUGGUGAGGACCCUCGUGCCCGACAAGGCCAAAAACACUCCAGGCUGUCGCCGUCUCCGGAAGGAUUCUGGAAAUACCGAAGAAACUCAGGAUCCCAGGAUGGAAAUGCUGACUUAAACCGUAAUCAAGGCCAUAAUUCCGACAGUGCAGCUUUCCCCAAGGGCCAGCAAGGACCAUUCAGCAACCCUGCUUCACGGUAUGACGCUCUUCGUCCCCACCCUUCAAGGAAGUCAAACUCAUCAUUUUUCUAUAUGUACAGCCCUGAUUCAGCUCAAAGCAAGCCAACCUCCCAACCAAUGUUCGGGCGAGACAGUCCCAGUAACUUACACAAGAAGUUUUCUGAAGAGGACUGGAGAGAACAUAUUAACAAGUUCGAUUUUCUCGGUGCCCACGCCACGAGCAAAGACGCAUUUCGCUCAUCAUCCAAGGGCAGUGCGGACAGGGAGAAGACAGCAAAGUUAUACCGUGACUUUCAGCCGCGGAAAGCAGAAAACUAUUCGCAUCCAAAAUUUGCAAACAUGUCAAUAGAUGACCUGACGCAACCCCCACAAGUAAAUCCAUUGCGUACCUCGCCUGUCUCGCAAAGCCAGGGCAGGGCAACAAAUUCCACUGGCUCGGGGUCAUCGAGGAGAGAGACUGGCCGGCCUGGUCUUGACUCAUUUGCACCAACGACAGGAACUGGACCUCAACCACAGGCACAGCCGCAACAGGCGCCAACACCAUUUGCACAAGCGAAGUUUUCAGCUGAGCAGUGGAGCGAACAGCUACGAAAUAUUCCCUGGAAUCCAUCGGAUACUCACAAACCCCGACAAGCAAACACCCCACCUUCACGGAGCCCCAAGAAGCCGCCGGCAAAAGUGACGACCGAGGCCGAAGAAAACAAAGGAACAACCAAUGGCGAUACUCCCUUGGAGUCAACACCGACCCCGCCUAUUGAGGCCGAGGUCGAGCCUGAGGCCAUGGAUCUUGAUGAUGAAAUCCCCGCGGUUCAUCCAACUGCAUCAUCCGCCUCAGGGCAUGGUUCUGCUAGUGGGUCGGCAAACACAAGCUAUCCGGAUCUAAAUGGAAACGCUGCAGGAAGUGAUUCAGGCGCAUCGAAGCAAACCGCAAUGCAUCAUACAGUAAAUGGCGCAUCCAAGGCAGAGACUCGCACGCCUCUGUUUAAUCUGGAUAAUCUUCGCAACACGGCACCAUUUACCAGCACUAACAGCGGUGGUAUCGAAAACCUGGAAGACGUCUUCGCGACCUUACCAUUCGAGUCGAAGGCAAGACAGCAGGCAACCACGAAAGAAGAAAUCCAACCACGGAAGCUCGAGCUGCCCAACCCGCCCAAGCGACCCCGUGCACCUGAUCUCGUCCUUCAACCGGGUUCGCAAACCCUCAUGCUCUCUCGCGAUAAAUGGAAUUAUUACGUGUCCACUAUGGGCAGCUAUAUGCACGACUGGAAUAUUUUCAAUCGACGCAUGCUGCUGCAUUUCAAUACCCGGCAGGAUGCCAUCGAAACAGGCCUCGCUCCGGGCUGGAUAAGUGCUGUGGGCGACACAGCACGUCUACGAAUGAAUGGUGCGGACGGAGAUGCAACCCCGGAAAAGAGCCAGGGUCAUGCGGAAGUUGAUGAGGCGGAUAUUGAUGAUUUGGUUCCUGAUCGUCGAACCGGUGGGUACAGUGCGUACCUGCGAGGCAUUGAAGAGGAUGUCCAGGUACGGAAGCACUGGGAUGUGGCUUGUGAGUUGCACCGCGAGUGUAUCGUUGAUCUGGGACGACUUCGGGAGUGGAUCCGCAGAGGAGGAAAAGUGAUUUGA